Molecule: messenger RNA, 3576 nt
Organism: Solea senegalensis (Senegalese sole)
Lineage: Eukaryota; Metazoa; Chordata; Actinopteri; Pleuronectiformes; Soleidae
Product: carboxy-terminal domain RNA polymerase II polypeptide A small phosphatase 1-like
Exons: 7
Coding region: 768-1550 (260 amino acids)
Molecular function (GO): RNA polymerase II CTD heptapeptide repeat phosphatase activity
Source: RefSeq, a predicted model, not a curated record
UUUAGUUCUUACUCUUUUUUUGUUGUUGUUUGUGUGUGUGUGCUACUACAUAACGAGCAAAGCUGUACAUGGCUAUAGUUGGCUGUCAGAAUGUAAAAGGAACUCAUUACACGUACUGACAUGUCUUAAAAGUUACCACUUUUACUUCUGCUGAGUCUAGUCUGUCAAUAAAUGACGCUUUAAAAGCUCCAACGUCAGCUAUGUUCACUCGUAAGACGGCGUUUGGAAGAACUACAUAUAGUUCACGAUGCAAAAGUGGGUGAUAAGUGUCCUUCGGUGCGCGCCAAGACAAGUAUGUUCGACUAAUACGCGUACUGCAGCUAGCACGUUAGCUUAGCUAAGUUCUGGGUAACUUUAUUCCAUGCAACUUUAAGGGACCGUCGUCAAAGUUGCAGGCGCCUACAGAGAUAGAGUGCAGUGUGCGGUCAUUCCUUCACUGUGCCACUUUAAGUGAAACGGGGAGCCUUGAAACCUCCAUGUUUGUAUCUUGAAAAUUGUGAGCGGAGUCGAGCACCAUAUUGAAUCAAAGUUGCCAACUCCUUGACAAAUGUUUAGUAACUUUUGGACUUCAAAGUUGAGCGGGCAGCCGAGUGGACGACGACAGCCGGAGAGUAAUGGACGCGCUGUAGGCGAAUUGUUGCGAUGUUUCCCGAGGCGCUUCGACUCCGAUUUUCUUCAUGUUAAGUUGUUUUAAUGCGGCGCCGAGUGAGCGAGCUGUGUCUAACUUUAAAGUGUAAGGUCAGCACUCUGGACCAGACCUGGAUGUGAUGGACAAUCCGUCCUCAGUGAUCACACAAGUCAGCCGGGAUGAAGAGGGCAACAAAGCCGCGGCAGAGAGGGGCUCUUCUCCCUCUCUGUCCUCUAAGAAGCCCAGGAGUGGAGGCCUCUUCUCCAGCCUCUUCUGCUGCCUGUGUCGGGACCAGCCCGAGCCCACGCCAGUCAACAACAACGCCCCUCUGCUGGUUGAAGAGAAUGGAACUGUUUCCAAGGUGAAGCCGCUGCUGCCUCCAGUGAAGUCAAAAGACUCUGGGAAGAUCUGUGUGGUCAUAGACCUGGACGAGACGCUAGUCCACAGCUCUUUUAAGCCUGUGAACAAUGCCGAUUUCAUCAUUCCAGUGGAAAUUGAUGGAACAGUACACCAGGUGUACGUCCUGAAGCGGCCCCACGUGGACGAGUUCCUGAAGAGGAUGGGAGAACUGUUCGAGUGCGUCCUGUUCACCGCCAGCUUAGCCAAGUAUGCAGACCCUGUAUCUGACCUCCUGGACAAAUGGGGCGCCUUCCGCUGUCGCCUCUUCCGGGAAUCGUGCGUCUUCCACAGGGGAAAUUACGUGAAGGACCUGAGCCGCCUGGGUCGCGACCUGAACAAGGUCAUCAUCGUGGACAACUCCCCGGCCUCCUACAUCUUCCACCCCGACAAUGCAGUGCCCGUGGCCUCGUGGUUCGACGACAUGUCCGACACCGAGCUGCUCGACUUGAUCCCGUUCUUCGAGAGGCUGAGCAAAGUGGACGACAUCUACACGGUCCUCAAGCACCAAGGCACGGCGAGCUAACGGCGCUUCCGCGUCCCAUCGGCCUCCGCUCGGAACCCAGUGUCACUGCCAACCACAACUCGGCUCCACCACCUCCUCCAUGUUAUAACAACAAAAACAACAAAAAACAGAUUCUGUCUGGGAGUCUUUGGCUGCCACCUGCUGGCCAGACAGAAUAAUGACCACGUAACAACAACAACAAACCCCCCCCUCCCCACAUGAAGCAGCUUAUGUGCGUGAAUGGAUGAAUGAAUGUUUAAGGACAUGUGUCACUGGACUUCACAAAGUUCAACUUUUGAACAAAAAAAAACCACAACACAAUAAUCCAUGAGGAUUAUUAUGAUAUUCCAGCAUCAAAUAAAACGAGGAGGAAAUGUCCUCAUGUAGGAGAGCGAAAUUAAACUUUCUGCAUAGGAAGAACUCUGAGAAAAUUAAAAAUAAACAACCCAUUCGAAAGUGAAAGUGAAAGCCUGAAAUGGACAAUAAUGAAAGGAUUUUUUCUUUCUUUCUUUCUCCUGAAAACCUUUGCGAAAGGAAAACAAACGUGACACCGGCGGAGGAGCGUGGAUUUCCCGUCAUGGUAUAGAAAUUGACGAGCCGUAACGCUUCCACCUGUGUUGUAGAUGUCACAGACACACAGAGAGGACCAGGACGGACUGUGCAAAAGAAAAAAUGCUGAGUCGUAACAGAGGCUCUGUUUCUACUUGUUUUAAAGCCACACACACACACACACAAAACUUGAAUUUCUCACAGCAUUUACAGACUGUGUUUGAGCAAAGUGAGUCAAGAAAGUUUUUUCCUCCUCCUCCUCCUCCUCCUCCUUUUUAAUGAAGCGGUACACAUACGCUGGAAACUAUUUCAGGACUUUGUAACACAAUGUGUGUAGCCGGAGAGUGUAUGUGUGUGUCUCGAGGAUUAUGUGAGGUGUUGUUUUAAAUUUGCUCGAGAUUUAAAGGUCAAAUCCACCUAAACUUCCUGUAUGAUCUCUGUUCGUGACUAAACCGUUGUGCGAUGAUUCCAAUGCGGCUGCAGCGAAGGUUUAACACCCAUUUGUGUGUGUUUGUGUGAGUGAGAGGCUAUUUGUUUUUAGGGUGGCAGAUGUGGAGUUACCAUAAACGCGGAGUCUGUGCUGCUUAAUCGAUCAGUUCUAAGGAGCAGCCUCAGACUCUCCGCAUGCAUUGACAAUGCCGCGUGUUGACACUGAUGAAUGAUCCUCGACAGAACAGGAACGACAAUUAAGCAGGUCCACCGUGUCGAGAGCUUAUCUUGUUAAUUUUCUAUGUUUUAACACCUUUUUUUUUUUUUUCAAUCAAAAUUAGUCUGUUUCCUUCUCUAAAUAAUUACUGAUUUUAAUGAUUUUUCGGCCCAGGAGUCGUCUUCUCAUACAGUAUUUACACUCACACGUUCAUUUUUUUUCUUCAUGCAACACUCGGUCGCUUACCUCGUGUAUUAAUACAUGUAUGAAUCAGAAACACCAGCAGCUGACUUAAAAAAGAAAAAAAAGAAGUAUGUCGCCUCUCUCAGCACGCAACAGGCUCAUGUGUAUUUUUUCAUCUAUGACGUGUCUCACUUAGGUUGAUACAUGUUUUAUUUUUUAUCCAUUGGCAAAGAUUGAGUAUUUAUAGGAACUUUCAGUCAUUUGAUAACAUGCAAAACAAGUGUCGUGUCACUACGUUGGGCCCAUUUGCUGAUACUGUACUUCUUACACAUUCAGUAGAUAUGUAUAUUUUGUUUUGCACAGUAAUAAAAGCAAACAAAUGUCAUUAAUAUAUGGAAUAUUCACGUUACUGUACUCAUGAUUCAAUAGAUGUAACCUAAUUUCUUUUUUUUGACCUUUUCGUUGUUUUAUCAUACCAAAUUAUAUAUUAUGGACUUUAUGUAAUGAUGUCAUUUUCUUUCCCCAUAAAUGCUAAACGAAAGUUGGUCCAAGUGCUGUUUUAUCAAGUAUUUUUUCCUUCUUCUCUGCAACUAAAUAUUUGUGCACACCAUCAAUGAUGAAAAUCUGAGAAUAAUUGACAGAAAUCCUAAAAUAAAAGGUCAAAGUCCA